Messenger RNA from Symbiodinium natans, 561 nucleotides. NCBI's taxonomy places the organism in Eukaryota, Dinophyceae, Suessiales, Symbiodiniaceae. The record is from the annotation of a GenBank genome assembly.
AUGCUUCCGCUGCAUGUGGAGUCGGAGCGCCCUUCCUUCAUGCACUCGCCGUCGCUGUCAGAGUAUUUGCGGCGAAUGCUGCACUAUGCGCAAAUGGACAUUGACUAUACCUUCGCGCAGAUGUUGUACUUGUGCAUUGCGCCCAGGAAAGUCUAUCAGUUGACGUCAUACCGAAAGCAAACAAAGAACCAAUGGGCGAGGGACGAUCCAGCCUUCGUUGUGGUGCUAGUGUUUUUCCUCACCGUCGCGGCCAUCGCAUAUGGCAUCGCCUUCCAAGCCACAGGAACGGUGUUGUUGCACAUUGUGCUUCACUUCGUCAUCGGGCACUUCCUUGUGCUCGGAGUGUUGAUUUCUAGUGUUUCUUGGUUCGUUGCGAACAACUAUAUGCGAGCGCAGUCCUUCCACGGCGUGGAGCAGAAGAUGGAGUGGAUGUAUGCAUUUGACAUCCAUUGCAACUCCUUCUUUCCUCUGUUCCUCGUGCUGUACGUGCUGCACUAUUUCUUGCUGCCUGUUGUUAUGCAGCCCAGCUUUGCAGCUGCGAUGUUGAGCCGCCGGGCGUAA